Messenger RNA from Brassica napus (rape), 1235 nucleotides. Its product is annotated as acid phosphatase 1-like. The record is from RefSeq and is a predicted model, not a curated record. Gene Ontology annotation, molecular function: acid phosphatase activity. The coding region runs from base 275 to 1066 and encodes 263 amino acids. The transcript has 3 exons. NCBI's taxonomy places the organism in Eukaryota, Viridiplantae, Streptophyta, Magnoliopsida, Brassicales, Brassicaceae.
UUCCUUCCUCAGCUUUAUAAUAGAUUCGAUUAUUUGUUAUUUCUCCAUCGAAGGUUUCUUCUUCCCUACGCUAUUCGAUUUAUCAAAUCCUUUACAUUCAUUCCCUUUUCUUUGGAUUUCGAUUUUGUUCUUCUGAUUCCUUUGGCAGAUUACUUUAUAUUUUCCUUUUUCGAUAAAACCCUUAUUUGGUGGAUUCAGAUUUUUCUCAAUUUCUCCGAAAUCUUCAUUCCAUUCAAAAAGACCCAAUUUGAUUUCGUGUUGUUUGAUCGAUUCGAUGAAGAAGAUAUGCGUGAUUUUCCUUGUACUAGUUUCCUUCUUCUCCUCCUCCGCGUGUUCCGACGAAACUUCCCUGUUGCCGAAGCCGUCGAUUCUCCAGUACCCGUCGGAACACAAGAAAGUCGACGGCGAGGAGGUCAAUUUAUACUGCACGAGCUGGAGAUUCGCGGCGGAGACCAACAAUCUCGCGCCGUGGAGCACGAUUCCGGCGGAGUGCGCGGAUUACGUGAAGGACUACGUGAUGGGUAGAGGUUACGCCACCGAUCUGGAGAGAGUCUCUGAAGAGGCUUCGAUCUUCGCGAGCAGCGUCGAGUUCUCCGGCGACGGCAAAGAUAUUUGGGUUUUCGACAUCGACGAGACUCUCUUGUCCAACCUUCCCUAUUACAUUGACCAUGCCUUCGGGCUUGAGCUUUUUGAUCACUCGGAGUUUGAUAAGUGGGUAGAGAGAGGAGUGGCACCACCCAUAGCACCAAGCUUGAAGCUUUACCAAAGAGUGAUUGAUUUGGGUUACAAGAUUUUCUUGCUUACAGGCAGGAAAGAGACCCACAGGCUUGUCACUGUUGAAAACCUCAUCAAUGCUGGUUUCCAGAACUGGGACAAGCUUAUUCUCAGAUCUCCAGAUGAACAGCACAAAAUGGCGACGCUGUACAAAUCUGAGAAGAGGGAUGAGAUGGUGAAAGAGGGAUAUAGGAUUAGAGGCAAUUCAGGUGAUCAGUGGAGUGAUUUGUUGGGUUCCUCCAUUUCUCAACGAUCUUUCAAACUCCCUAAUCCAAUGUAUUAUAUCCCCUGAAGAGUGAAGACAAGAGAGCACCGUGUAGAUACCAGAGAUAAUGAAAAUGUUGUUAUUUUGUUUGCCUCCCGCUUGUAAUUUGUCAGCUAUUAAAUGUACUAAUGACAGAAUGCUAUGUUUCAGAAACGCUUCUUUGGAUAAUAAUAAUAUGGUAUAGAGUUGACAUAAA